Molecule: messenger RNA, 3146 nt
Organism: Branchiostoma belcheri (Belcher's lancelet)
Lineage: Eukaryota; Metazoa; Chordata; Leptocardii; Amphioxiformes; Branchiostomatidae
Product: RUN domain-containing protein 1-like
Exons: 7
Coding region: 164-2041 (625 amino acids)
Source: RefSeq, a predicted model, not a curated record
GCGCCGUAGGGAAACACAUUAGCGCUUGGACGAGAGACGCGACCAGAUGGUCUGCAAAACCUAAAGUUUUCCGUCUUCUUUCUGUCCUAAAACAAAUAUAACCGGCUUUCCGACAUUUCCGAAGGUUGCUGCGUGUUAGCUGCAUCUAUACCAAGGAGUGAAAAUGAUGGAGGAGGUUUCAAACGAGUCAGACUUCGACCUGGAGAUGGAGGGUCUGAGUCUGGAGAACCAGCCGGACGUGGAGCGCUGGCCUCCCGUGGGCGCCACCGCCUCCCCCACCCCGGGGGCGCAGGGGGGUGGGGACCAGCCGCACGUGAGCGAGAUCGAGCGGCUGCGCAUGUUGGAGCAGGAACAGGACCAGCUGAACUCCUCACUACUGGCCCUCACCACGCAUUUUGCUCAAGUACAGUUCAGACUCAAACAGAUCGUUACAGCACCACCGGACGACAAAGAGGGUCUCCUGAAGGAACUAGAGGAGUUUGCAUUCCAGGGCUGUCCCGACGUUCGCGGCUGUGUCACGCAGGACGCACAGAUACUGGAUGACAUGAGCGAGCGCGAACACGAGUUCCGUAUUCUGGAACAGCGCGAGAAACAACAGGAACUUAUCAAACAACUCAAGAAUCAACUGGAAGACUUAGAAGACUUUGCAUACAAGGAGGGGGCCAUCGACAUGCCCACAGCGGUCAUGCAGGAGAAACAGAGGGUCAUCAUUGACCAGCUGACCAGUAAGAUGGACCUGGACAUCGACGGGCUGGACAAACUGACCACUGAGGAGCUACGUCACAGAGUGGACAAUGCUGUGGGGGAAAUCGUCAACCCUGCUAAGGUGAAAGAACAGGUGAUCCACCAGUUGAAGACUCAGAUAACAGACUUGGAGAUGUUCAUCGAGUUUCUUCAGGAGAACGGAGGAGAUAUCGGACACGAGAAGGAGGGCUGUACCUGUCCUGUUCAUGGUGAGACCAGGAAAGGUGGGUGGGUUAGGAGGGUGUUCAUGGUGAGACCAGGAAAGGUGGGUGGGUUAGGAGGGUGUACCUGUCCUGUUCAUGGUGAGACCAGGAAAGGAAAUGCUCCUCCCCAGAUUAAGGGGAAGGUGACAGGAGGAAGUCCGGAGAUUUCCAAACAGACCAGCCAGGCGCGGCUCCGUGCGACGACACAGGAGGCCCAGAAGAAGAUCCGCGAGACCAGCCUGUCCAUCAUGAAGCGGGCGCUGACCGUUCUCCAGAUCUUUGCCGUCAGUCAGUUCGGUUGUGGCGCCAACCUCUUCAAGGACCACAUCAUUCCCACGGAGGACAGAAACAGCGAGUACAACUUUGACGAGCUGCUGAAGGCAUUAGACCAGGCUGUGAGUCACGUCUGCGAGCUGGCCAAGGUGCGAAAUGACGUCCCCGACGACAGCGACUACCUCAGUGACUCGUCGGAGAGCCCGGUACGAGGCCGCGACGAGCUCACGAACAUUGUGAGGAGAGAACUGGCGCCGGCGCUGAGAGACGUGUUCCAGCACGGUCUGAUGAAGGUCGGGCAGAGCAAGAGUCUCAGCCAGGCCGUCAUGCCGUACUUCUGCUUCCAGCAGCGCAAGCCGCCGCCCCCGGGGAAGAUGCACGCGUGGGAGCUGCUGGUCAAAUACUACGAGAUGAAACACGGGCGCGAGUACAACCUCUCGCCAGCACGCAAGCUUUCCGAGUCGUUCAGUCUGGACAUCGUUGGCGGGACGGCCAUCACGGCCAAACAGACCCUCCUCAGUGCCAUCCACGAUAUCGUGAGCACCCACGACCCGCUGAAGCGAAGCAUGGACUCGGAGUGGAAAGCCUGGGUGUGCUGCGCGCUCAACCAGGGGCGUAUCGUCUCGUGGUGUCGCCUCGUGGUCCGUACCGCGCCGCUCAUCACUAGCUACUACCAACCCUGGGGAUUCACCGCCAAAACAAGCUUCGACCCUGCGCUGCAAAUCCUCAACAGACUUACAGAAUUCAAGUUCCACAUUCCGACCGACCUGGCCAUCCGACAUUUCCAGAACAUCAAGGAUGCCUUCGGGGAAGGGGUGUAGUCGUCUUUGUAGAUAGUUUCUGUGGAAUGUCGAAGUCAGUGCAAUUCUACCAGGUGUGUUUAUAUUUAGUGCUUUUAGUUUAUUUAUUGUUUAUGAAGGAGAGACGCAGUGGUAAGAACAAUUCUUAUGGAGAAUCACAUAAGUAAUAGAGAUCUAAAUAAAACAAACAAAUUCUUGGUACAUCAGACUUUCGAAACUGUAUUGUACUAUGUCCUGUUAAUGCUGCUAAAAGCCAGGCUUGUGUAUAAUGUUAUUAGAUACAGUAGAUAUUACAUAAGUAUGCUUCUCUACAAAGGCCUUUUGCAUGUGGGGUAAAAGGAAGGUAUGUCUUGUGCAUAGAAUCCUUUGAAAUAUAAAUGUCAUUUCCUUGAAAAUAUUCAGUUUGUCUAAGAGUUACACAUUUUGUGUGAAUUUUCUCUAGCUAAAUGCUGAUUGUUGCUGUCUAUUGUGUAUGUUGAAAUCAGUGUGCUAAGGUAUGCUGGAUCAAGCAUUGCUACUCUCAUGUAUAAUUUAAGCAUCUACCUUGAUUUUUGUUGUCAAAGAAUAUAUCUAUCAAUGUUAUAGAUAAAAUAUUUGAUUAUGUACAUAUUUCCUGUGGUGACUUUGAUGCAAUUAUAGUAUUGUGAAAAAUGUUAUUGUAAGAAUCUUUAGGCAAAUGAGACAUUGCUGAGCAGUGUUUACUGUAUGUACCUGUAUUUAUGAGAGCAUUUCUUUGUCUUGAUGUUCAACCACUGAACCACAUGUAAUAUAAAAUUGAGUAAAUUUCAGCUCCCCAAUCAUACAUUUUGUGUUAAGACUAAGUAAGAGUGCAAUGGAGUGUAACAUUACUGGAAGCUCGUAGGUUACCAAUGUGCUAUAUUAUAACAAGACUUGACCAGUGCUGGUACAUAGUACUGCCCAAUGUACAACAUUUUCAUGUACAUUAGUUACUCCUGAUGUCUUACAAUGCUGCUGUAACUUUGUGGUUAUGUGCAACAAUGACUAAAUGAUAGGCCCAAACAGUUUUACAUGUACAAAAAUGCCUGAAAAUUUGUAUACUCAAGAGAAAUGCCAGGUGUCUCCAAAAUCUAUGAACUUGUUGUAUGUGAAGUAAAGAGAAGGUACU